Acanthopagrus latus (yellowfin seabream) is the source of this 3382-nucleotide messenger RNA. RefSeq names its product glutaminyl-peptide cyclotransferase-like a (gene qpctla). Gene Ontology annotation, molecular function: glutaminyl-peptide cyclotransferase activity; zinc ion binding. The transcript has 7 exons. Bases 1472 to 2656 code for a protein of 394 amino acids. The record is from RefSeq and is a predicted model, not a curated record. Lineage: Eukaryota; Metazoa; Chordata; Actinopteri; Spariformes; Sparidae.
AGAAGUAGGUCAUGUAACUUGUAUUGUUUUGUUCAGGCAUGAUGCAAGACAUGAGAAUUAAGAAAACAUAACGAUGCAAUUAUUUGAAUGCCUCUGUAAUGGGAAAGAGAGGUCGGGAAACAAGUUUGAAAUAUAGUUUAGUACUUCACUUACUGCAGAUCUGCACAUUUUAAUCAUACAGGUUAUAUGAAGGUUACCCCUAGUGUAAAAAACAUGGUAGAAAUAUAGAAAAUCCUUACAUCAUAUAAAGCUAGUUUCUCAACUUGACAGAUAACUAACAAGAACUGAGGGAAGGUAAGGUGAAGUAACACAUUCAAAAGUUACUUGGUUAAAAAUGUUUGCAUUUUUUAAAAUCUGGAUUUAUUCGUAUUUGCAUCAAGAUGUCUUUAAAGUGACUAAAGUAAAAGUACUCAUGCAGAAUCACCAAUUUCAGAAAAGUAUCAUUGGAUUAAAAUGGCUGAUGUAAUGAUAUACUGUAUGUAUGUAGGACUUUAAUGUUUCCGUGUAUGAAAGUGGGAUUAAUAACAAUUUCAAGACAUAUUUAGUGGUAUUUUAAUCUAUACUAAGAAAUCAUUUGGCAAUAUCUGUGGUGUCUGGUAUUUUGAUUGAUUGUGAAACAGGCACUAAAAUAAUGUAAUUGAUGCAGUAACUCCAUAUCAAAAGCCAAAUUAAAAAGAUUGGUAAAGAAUGGGAAAAUAAAUGACACAUGGAAAAAGUCAAGUAAUGAACACGAACCUCAAAAUUGCACUCAGCUACAGUACUUGAGUGAGUAAAUGUACCUAGUAGUCACUUCUAAACAGUGCUAGCAUGUAAUCAAUAUUAUGUGCUGCAAUUCCUCCAUCUGUCCAGCGGGGGGCGGUAGCGCUCUACAGAGCUGUUUGCCGACCUCCAGAGACAAAAACCUAAACGAAGCCCCGCCAUUGAGCCAUAAAUCAUAUUAUGUCCUGCACUGAGAAGACGCAAAAUAUGUUCAUCUUUAGGCGGGUACUGCUUAAAAAAAGAGCUAUAACAUGUGUCUACAGGGGCAUUUUGUUCUGACUCCUGUCGUGAGUCGCUGUUAGCGGAAGAAAUGAGUUCGGCAGCAGUGAAGAGUUGCUGUUCGCUAACCGACAGAAGCUGAUACAGAGUUAACGUGUUCCUGUGUAUAUUAUAAUGUAUCCUGGAUUUAACUGGACCAGAACAAACCAUACAGACAACCAUGGCUCCCAAGAACCGGUCUGCUAGAGUCGCAUUGAAGGUGGGGACCACAGCAAAUGGCUCAUUAUGUUGAAGCGGGAUUACAGACCGACAGACUGUGCUGUGUUCUCAUCGAGUCUGCUGCUUCAGCUCACAGCCAGCGUCCCUCCUCGACUUCCUGUGCGGACCUCCCUCCUACAUGCCCCGCAGCUCGGUUUGGACACGUAGCUGUAAGGACUGACAGACUGACUGACUGACUGAUAGACCUCACAGAGGGGGACAGUUUCUCCGAGUCAUGUCCAGGUCAAGUCGGAGGUACAAGCCUCUGCAGCAGGGCAACGGCAGCGGCUCUUUCCCCGGCUGUGACCGGGUGCGGAUGCCCCGGGCCCGGGUACUUCUGCUGUGCCUCCUCGCUGUUCUGGUGCUGGCGGUGGUGCUGGGGGUCUACCUGUCGAACGACACCAGCAAUGGACAUGUGAACCGCAUGCCGGCUGCAGACCUGACCAAAGACAGGUUGUCCCACAAACCCAGUAAGUGCUCUCCAGCUCAGAUCCGCCGUCUGGCCUCUCAGGUGGAUGGUACUCGCCUGUGGGAGACUCACCUGAGGCCCAUUCUAAUAGAGCGGCUCCCGGGAACACAAGGCAGCCUGGCAGUACAGCAGCACAUCACCUCCACUCUGUCUUCGCUGUCUGCUGGCUGGGCCGUCGACUUAGACUCCUUCCAGUCUCCGACGCCCCGAGGCCAGGUCACCUUCACUAACAUUGUUGCCACUCUGGACCCUUCGGCACCUCGCAGGUUGCUCCUGGCCUGUCACUACGACUCCAAGGCCCUACCUCCAGACCCACGGGCCCCAGAGAAGGUGUUCCUCGGGGCCAGCGACUCGGCAGUGCCCUGCGCUAUGAUCCUGGAGCUCGUCACCUCUCUGGAUGCUCAGCUUAGGUCAUUCAAACAGCAGAAACUCCCAGUGUCUCUCCAGCUGGUGUUUUUCGACGGCGAGGAGUCGUUCGAGGAGUGGACCGCCACGGACUCGCUGUACGGCUCCCGUCACUUGGCCGAGCGCUUGGCCAACACGCCUCACCCCGCAGGCUCGGCUCACACCACCAUGCUUCAGGCCGUGGAUCUCUUUGUGCUGCUGGACCUGCUCGGCGGUCCCGAUCCGCUGAUCGCGAACCACUUUGAUAACACGGCACGCUGGUUUGACCGUCUGAUCGCUGCAGAGAAGAGACUUCACCGGCAGGGUCUUCUGACAUCUCACCCCUCAGAGCAGACGUAUUUCAGAAAGGAUGUUUACCUCGGACCUGUACAGGACGACCACAUCCCCUUCCUUCACAAAGGUGUCCCUGUGCUGCACGUCAUCGCCACUCCCUUCCCACAGUUCUGGCACACACUGGACGACACCGAGGAGAACAUGCACCGUCCCACUGUGGUGAACCUCACCAAGAUCAUUGCCGUGUUUCUGGCAGAGUAUCUGGGCUUCUGAGCUGCAGACACGGACACAUGAUUGUGGUGACUUUGAUGCUCACUUUUUGGCCCCACACUGGAAGCACUAGUGCCAUUUGUCACACUGAUGACAAAUAAUUGCCUAAAUGCCGCAUUGCUGAAAUGCACCUGGUGAAACAAAAUCAGUUCACCAGCUAAAACUUUACCAAAGACUCAGCCUUUGUUGGCCCGACUAGUCUUCUUGGAUUCACGUGAAGAAUUACAUUGGAGACACUUGUCCAAAUGUCAUGGCAUGUUAUGCGGAUGGGAGACUUAAUUAGAGAAUAAUAACUCUGGGAUCGUGGUACUGGAAGAACAGCUGGGGAGAAUCUGUGAAUUAGUUUUGUUCUGCUUCUUUCCUGUGAAAAAAAAAGAAGAAGCGCAGCAGUAGCAUUUAUUUACUCCGUUACUAUGAUUGAGAUGCACUAAUGUCUUCAUAAAGACAGACUGUAGCCACCUCUCUGAGCUGAUGUGAACACUGUUCAAACAGUGACAACGGUGAACGACAGCCAGGUCGUAUUUGUGAAUAAUUCUCUUGAGUUUACCUUCACUUGGGUGACGAUCCUCUUGGCCUUGCUGUUAUUAAUGCUGCCUAUGUAUAUUGUAUGGCUCAACUGCACAUUUUGUGUCAGUGCAAUGAUGUUAUUCAAGUGAAAAUCUAUUGUUGUUAUUUUACACUAUGUAAAAGGUGGAGUGAAACAUCUGCAAUAAAGUAAAAAUGAUUUUA